Cyprinodon tularosa is the source of this 1165-nucleotide messenger RNA. RefSeq names its product OX-2 membrane glycoprotein-like. The record is from RefSeq and is a predicted model, not a curated record. The coding region runs from base 113 to 1150 and encodes 345 amino acids. Gene Ontology annotation, molecular function: cell-cell adhesion mediator activity. The transcript has 6 exons. NCBI's taxonomy places the organism in Eukaryota, Metazoa, Chordata, Actinopteri, Cyprinodontiformes, Cyprinodontidae.
UAGAAUUGUUAACCCCUCCCACACCUGUCGGGCCUCCGAAGGCGUUUUAAGUGACUAGUGACAUCACCACUGAGCAGAAACCUCCCCUGUCUGAGCUUCAGUGCAUGGAUGCAUGCAGGACAGGAAACAUGGCUGGGUGUUAAAAAACAGCCAAAUGCGACCUGCUGUUAUAAUCAGCUGUUUUUUAGUAAACAUCAUCCUUCAGACAGGUCAGUUGGCUCUAAUAGAAACAGAGGAGACUGUGUGGGCAGCAGUGGGUGAUCAAGCCUCUCUAAGCUGUCAGCUCACUGAGGAUAAAGAAUUUCUAAGGAUCACCUGGCAGAAAGUCCGCCAUGAUGAACAGAAGAGUCUUGCCUCCUAUGCAAAGGACUAUGGGUACAGAGUAAGACCUGACCUGAAGGACAAGAUGGAUUUUCUCUGUGAAGAUCUUCAGAGCUGCUCCAUGGUGAUCAGGAAGGUCAUGGAGGAGGAUGAAGGCUGCUACCAAUGUCUGUUUAACACCUAUCCUGGAGGAAUCCUGAUAGGCAGGACCUGCCUCAGACUCUAUGAGCUGCAUGAACCCGUCCUUGAUGUCAGCAGAUCAAAGUCUCCUGCAGAGUCAGUUGUGUCCUGUUCAGCCACAGGUCGACCUGCUCCCACUGUAACACUGACUGUUCUACAGCAGAACCUCAGCUUCUCCCACUACAACAGCAGCAGUGUGACCCACAGCAACGGUACAGUCACCGUCACCACCACAGCUCUGCUGUCAGCUUUCAGCAGCACACAGGUUGGAUGUUCAGUGUCAGUGCUCUCUGCUGCUCCCAGAGAGAAGCUGAUCACCGUUCCUGGAGUUAAAGAAACAUCUGAUGAUGGUUUUGAUGUAGAAUCUGCUUCAAAUAACAGUGCUGUUGCAUGGUGUAUAAUCAGUGGAUCCAUGGUUUGCAUUGUUGCUUUUCUCAUCAUUUUAUGGUUCACAAAAAGGGCAGAAAAAAGGGGGAUUAAAGUUGCAUCAGACAUUGUACUAGAAGAUGCAUUGGACACGGAAGUGAAAGAUCCAGUGAAAAAGCCAUGUGAAGAUUCAUUGAACACACCAUCUGCAGAUGCAUUGAACAGGUUAUUUGAAGAUACAUUGAUCCCGCUACAUGAACAUACAUGGAGCAAACCAUUGUAAGACCUUCUUUACUUU